AGAGGUUAUAGGGGGCGGCCGCAGCCCCAUAAGAGCCAGGGAGCUCCUUAGGUGGCAGAGACCAGAGUGGCAGAGCUCAGCCACCAUGGCCACGGCGGUCCUCCUGGUCAUCCCCUUGCUGUGCACCACAGCCCUGACUGCCGACACCUGUCCAGAGGUGAAGCUGCUGGGUGUGGAGGGCUCCGACAAGCUCACCAUCCUCCAAGGCUGCCCAGGGCUGCCCGGAGCCCCCGGGCCCAAGGGAGAGGCGGGCGCCCACGGAGGGAGAGGAGAACGAGGACCCGCCGGAGCCCCAGGGAAGGCAGGGCCACCCGGGCCCAAAGGGGACCGCGGGGAGAAGGGGCCGCGAGGAGAGAAAGGGGAUGCUGGGCAGACGCAGUCGUGUGCCACAGGCCCACGGACCUGUCGGGAGCUGCUCAGCCAGGGCCACCUCCUGAGCGGCUGGCACACCAUCUACCUGCCCGACUGCAGGCCCCUGCCCGUGCUCUGCGACAUGGACACGGACGGAGGGGGCUGGACUGUUUUCCAGCGGAGGGUGGACGGCUCCGUGGACUUCCAUCGGGACUGGGCCUCGUACAAGCGGGGCUUCGGCAGUCAACUGGGGGAGUUCUGGCUGGGGAAUGACAACAUCCACAGCCUGACCGCCCAGGGCACCAGCGAGCUCCGCGUGGACCUUGUGGACUUCGAGGGCACCCGCCACUUUGCCAAGUACAGCUCGUUUAAGGUGGAGGGCGAGGCGGACAAGUACAAGCUGGUCCUCGGCGCCUUUGUCGAGGGCAACGCAGGUGAUUCUCUGACAUACCAGAACAACCACCCCUUCUCCACCAAAGACCAAGACAACGACAUUUCUGAUGAAAAUUGUGCUGUGCUGUACCACGGAGCCUGGUGGCACGCCUCUUGUCACUGGUCAAACCUGAAUGGUCUCUACCUCGGGGGGUCUCAUGGGAGCUUUGCAAAUGGCAUCAACUGGAAGACGGGGAAAGGGUACAACUACAGCUACAAGGUGUCGGAGAUGAAGGUGCGGCUCACGAGCUCGGGGCUCUGAGCAGGAGGUCCCCACGCACGCUGGCAGCAGGGGGACAUGUCCCUGAGGCCUCAAAAGGAAGGAAACCGGGGGAUCUUGGUCCUGGUGGGAGUGAAGGAGCUUCAGCCCGUUGCCGUGGGCCACGACCCGCAGAGCUGUGUAUCCCCCCGUCUGCAAGGCUGAGGGCCACCGUCACGCCAGACCUCGCUGCAACACGUCACCAAUAAAGACAUUCGCUUGCCUCACAGACAAACACAGGAUGCCUUUGCCAUUGCGUUGCCCCUUGCUGGUCACGUCCCCAUGGCUGUCCCAAUGCUGUUGCUGCCCUGUGGCCUGGCACUGCAGGUGGCUUAGAUGCCUCGGGGCUGAGAAAGUCUCUGACUGCCCGAGGCAGGCGUGGACAGAGCAGGACACGCGGUGCCUGUUUGCAAAUAAAAUGUUACUGCACACGGCCGUGCCCACGGCUGCCA
This is a messenger RNA of Lemur catta (Ring-tailed lemur), 1494 nucleotides long. RefSeq names its product ficolin 2 (gene FCN2). The transcript has 9 exons. NCBI's taxonomy places the organism in Eukaryota, Metazoa, Chordata, Mammalia, Primates, Lemuridae. The coding region runs from base 86 to 1045 and encodes 319 amino acids. The record is from RefSeq and is a predicted model, not a curated record.